Molecule: messenger RNA, 2046 nt
Organism: Aspergillus calidoustus
Lineage: Eukaryota; Fungi; Ascomycota; Eurotiomycetes; Eurotiales; Aspergillaceae
Source: the annotation of a GenBank genome assembly
CCACUGCCGAAAAAUACGGUAAGCAGCCGGUAUCACUCUCCACACUCGGGUUACCCCCAAAGGGACAGCCCUGGUUACGACCCGACCCGGGAGUCAAUGUCCAGCAAAAUGCGAGAGGAAUGCACCGUACGAUCGACGUCUCUUUUAUAAGACCGACACGCAGCUAUCUCUUCAAGACCACAGACUAGACAUCAGAUACACAAGAUGGCCAUCCCAACCGAGCAACAACCCGCCGUCAACGGUCACGCAGAGACCAACGGCCACACAAACGGCCACACGAAUGGCACAGCUCCUGUGCCAGACACAAUUCCAACAGAGAAACCUCCACAUCCGCGAUAUGUGCCUCUGAACAACCAGUAUGGCUACACACCGCGCAAGCUGCGCGUCAUCACCAUCGGCGCCGGCUUCUCGGGGCUGUUGAUGGCGCACAAGAUCCAGCAUCGAUUCAAGGAGCUGGAAGAGUUCGUCACACACAAGAUCUUCGAGAUGCGAAGCGACAUUGGAGGAACGUGGUUGGUGAACAAUUACCCGGGAGUACAAUGCGAUGUCCCAGCACACAUCUACGCCUUCCCCUUCGACCCAAAUCCCAACUGGUCAAAAUUCUACGCCAGCGGUCCGGAGAUCCAAGAGUAUAUCAAAAAGACAGUCGCGAAAUGGAACCUCGACCGGGAUGUACAGCUAAACACGCGCGUCGUCGCUGCCCGAUGGAACGAGAACGACGGCGUGUGGAAAGUGACUGUUGAGCAUGAAGGUGUCCAGCGUGACGAAUAUGCAGAAAUCGUCAUCAGCGGCCAGGGCGUGCUAUGCCAUCCCUCCUGGCCGACCAUUCAAGGCCUCCACGACUUUAAGGGCAAGAUUGUGCAUUCGGCAGAAUGGGACCACAGCUUCGACUACUCGAACAAGCGCAUUGCCGUUAUUGGGAAUGGGUCUUCGGGGAUCCAGAUUACCCCUCAGAUGGCGGCCCUCCCGGGGACAGAAGUCGUCAAUUUCGUCAGAUCCAGCGGUUGGAUCUAUUAUCGCUUGCCAGCAUCCAGACAUCUUGGCCGGAAAACCGACGAAGUCAACCCAACAUUCACAGACGAAGAGAAGAAGAAGUUUCAAGAUCCAGAGUAUCACCACCAAUACCGCAAGGGCAUCAUCGACCGGACAAACAAGGCGUUCAAGCUGUUCCUCAAGGGCGAGUACAACGAGGAAGCAGUCCGCUUCGGCACCGAGCAGAUGGCUGCAAAGCUCAACUACGACCCGGAGCUCUGCCGGAUCCUCAUCCCCAAGUGGGAGGUCGGGUGCAGGCGUGUGACGCCCGGUCCAGGAUACCUCGAGUCCUUUUCCAAGCCCAACUGCAACCUGACCGACAGCCCGAUCACGCAUAUUAGCGAGAACGCCGUGCACACAGCUGAUGGCAAGACCUUUGAAUGCGACGUCGUCAUCUGCGCCACGGGCUUUGACGUCUCGCACCGCCCGAAAUUUCCCCUCAUCGGACAAAACGGGGCGAACCUCGCAGAGAAGUGGGCGGACGAACCAGAGUCCUACCUCUCCGUCGCAACAGCCGGCUUCCCCAACUACUUCAUCUUCACGGGGCCCAACUCGCUCGGCGGGCAUGGAUCCCUCGUCGAAGCCCUAAACUGGACGGGCGACUACUUUGUGAAAUGGAUCAAGAAGAUCGCAACAGAAGACAUCAAGUGCGUUGUGCCCAAGAAAUCCGCCGAGGAAGCCUCCGUCCGGUACGGCGACGAGGUGCACAAGACGAUCGUCUGGACUGGCGGAUGCAAGAGCUGGUACAAGCGGAACAAGGCGGAUGGGCGGGUGACGGCGCUCUUUGGGGGGUCGGCGCUGCUCUUCAACAGGUUGAUUAGUGAGCUGCGGCCUGAGGACUUUGAGAUUACGUACAAUAGUGUGAAUAGCUUUAGAUUCUUGGGGAAUGGGUUUUUGGAGUAUGAGAUGGAUCCCGAGCAGGAUCUUUCGUGGUAUGUCGAGAUGCCGGAGCCGUUGAAGCAGUGACAGUGAUGACUACGGUCAUGUCGGGAGGAGUUAGAUUUCGUUUCCAAU